AUGGCGACUACUGGAGGAGCCGCUGCAGCCAGCGGUGAGGGCAAGAACGCCGGGGGCAAGAUCCCAGUUCCCAUCUUCGACUGCACGAGCAAGACAAUGAAGAAGUUCCGCGAGGAGGUCGCAACCUGGCAGAUCGGCACCGAGGUCAAGCCCCUCAAUCUGGGAGCGACGCUUUUGGCGAGCCUCAAGGGCAAGGCCGAAGAGGCGCGCGAGGAGCUCGACCUGGAGACCAUCAAGGGCGACGAUUCGGCUGAGGUUGUCCUAGCCUACCUCGGGGAGCAUUUUCCCGAUCUCGAACACAAGUUCGAAGAGACUCGCGACUUCAACAAUCGCUUCAACGGCAUCGCCACGAAACCACCGGCCAAGGGGAUCCAGGUCCCCGAUGAAGUCUUGGCCGACCUCUACAUCAAAGAAGCCAGGCUGCCACCUGAGCGCGCGGCCAGCGUGCUCAAUGCGUUUGGCAACACGUUCAAUCUUACGAGGAUCCAAGAGCAGCCCGUGAUCAACCUGCCCAAGGUUUCGGUCGUGGAUGGCAACUGGGACCGCCACGAAAAGAGAGGCUACGGAGGUCACAAGAAGGACCACAUGAAGGCGUACGCCACGGAGGCCUACGACGACGAGCGUAGGGCCGAGGACAGAUUCGACGGUGCCUCGCCACACAGCUCCGACGAAUUCGACGACGACUUGCCAGACGAGUUGCAGGACCCGGACAAGCUCAAAGAGGCAAAGCAGGCGCGCGGCUACUUCGCCAAGCGAGACGGCGGGCCUCCGCAGGAGAAGGACGACGCCAGGAUCACGGAGAUGAAGGCAAGGACGCACUGCGGAGCUUGCGGCCAGAAAGGCCACUGGCGCGGUGACUCGCAGCGACCAGAAAAGAAUGGCCCCAACGCGAUGCAGGACAUCCCUCGCAAGGGAAGCCACACGGCGAACCUCGCCACGCACGACGGGGCCGGCGACGCGCAGGAGCCCCGCGUGGCAGAGAUGACAGUCGCGGCGGUCUACCAGCAGGAACAGGCGGGCGCGGCGAGAGCCGGCAAACAGAGCACGCUGCAGGCGAUCGACCAGAAGACGCUGCGCCAGGCCACCAGGAUUCCCGAGGAGGUGACCGCCGCCCACUCCCACAUUAACAAGGACACUCAGUGCGUCAUGGCAGCGACGGGCUCGGCGCUCAUCUACAUUCGCGGCGAAGAGCUACUUCGUGAGUCAGGAGGCAAGCUGACCUUCGACACAGCCCGUUCGCAGGGCGCUGGGGAUCCGGAUUGGCACGGCGACAUCAGGAUGAAGCUGGCGGUCUUUACCAUCUGCCCCAUCGAGUACCUUGAGAAGGAGCCGUUCCGUUUGGCGCUAACCCCCUGCUCGGUGAACGGCAAAGCGUUCACCGCCCGCGUGAGCAUCGCGCGCGGCGCCGUGCCUGGACUGUUCAGCCGCCAGGCCCAGAGCGAGCUGGACAUCGUCUACCACGCCGGGGACAAUAAGACUGACAUCAAGGCGAUGAACGCGCGCGACAUCCAGAUGGGCCCGAGUCGCGCUAGACAUCCGACGCUGGAAGUUACAGGCCCCACCUCAAGUUGCAAGCCCGUUCAGGACGUCUCGGAUACCAAGACCGAGAUCCGCCUGCAUCCUUUUGCGACCUACCACGCUGAGACGGCAGCGGCCCGCCCCGCGCAGCCGGCGGCGCUCGAGCGCUGCGACCAAGGGGUCGACGCCUCGGAGGCUGACGAGUCUCAAUCGGAGACUGACUGCAGCGAGCUCGACAGCGCCGAACUAACUGUUCGAGCAGCAG
Molecule: messenger RNA, 1783 nt
Organism: Prorocentrum cordatum
Lineage: Eukaryota; Dinophyceae; Prorocentrales; Prorocentraceae
Source: the annotation of a GenBank genome assembly